This is a messenger RNA of Mycosarcoma maydis (corn smut), 903 nucleotides long. RefSeq lists its product as uncharacterized. NCBI's taxonomy places the organism in Eukaryota, Fungi, Basidiomycota, Ustilaginomycetes, Ustilaginales. The transcript has a single exon. The coding region runs from base 1 to 903 and encodes 300 amino acids. The record is from RefSeq and is a predicted model, not a curated record.
AUGACGUCCAACGCAGCAGUGAAAGCAGCCAAGCUUCAGGUGACACCUCGGCGCUGGCAUGCACGUGGUCACGCGGACCAUGGAUGGCUCAAGACGUUCCACACAUUUUCGUUUGCUUCGUACUACGAUCCUGACCACAUGUCGUUCUCGAACCUGCGCGUAAUCAACGAAGACCGCGUAGCGGCAGGAAAGGGGUUCGGUGCACACCCGCACCGAGAAGCCGAGAUAUUCUCGCUCGUACUCAACGGUUCGCUCGAGCACAAGGACAGUAUGGGCAACACCGAGAUCCUGCGUCGCGGCGACGUGCAGUUCACCUCGGCCGGAACAGGCAUCCGACACAGCGAGAAGAACGGCGGCAAAGAUACGGUGCACUUCCUGCAGAUUUGGUACACCCCGGACGUCUCCGGACUGCAACCUAGGUACUACACGACGCAUGCUUCGGACGAAAGCAAACGAGACACUCUCAAGACGCUCAUCAAACCCAUCUCUACAUUCAGCAAACAAGACCAGCAGAAAUCCGGCCUGCUCCCCGAAGGAUCGCCUAUCCCGUCUCACUCAACUCUGGUGACGCGCACUUCGAUCCUCUCACCCGCAAGCAGCGUCACCCAUAUACUCGGCGCCGACUCUGAAGCGCAAGACGGCACAGAGAGGUGGUGCUAUAUCCACCUCGCCCAAACGUCGGGCUACAAGGAUCCCGAACUCAAAGACGUCGGCAUCAAGAACGAAGCCAGCAUCACUUUCAGCGAUGGUGACCACACUCAGUACACCCUCAAGGAAGGUGAUGGUGCUUACAUCAAGGGUGGUAAAGCAGGCCAUGGUAUCGAGAUCAAGAACCAGGGUGACAAAGAUGCCGAGUUUGUCCUUUUCGAUCUCAAGCCUCAGAAUGCUAGCUCGAAUUGGUAA